Molecule: messenger RNA, 288 nt
Organism: Linum trigynum
Lineage: Eukaryota; Viridiplantae; Streptophyta; Magnoliopsida; Malpighiales; Linaceae
Source: the annotation of a GenBank genome assembly
AUGGUCAAACCGAAGUCAACUUUCGGUUUGACCAUGGCUCAAUCGAAUGUUGACUUCGGUUUGACCAUGGCUCAACCGAAGUCUUCGUUCGGUGAAGGGCGCCGCAGAACGAACGGAGCUUACCUUCUUCUCCGGCGAGCACGGACGGCAGGCGAGAGGAGGGCUGACGGCGACGGCGAGUGCGUGGCGGCGUGGGACGGCAGGCCACUGGAGGAGGGCUGCGACGGCGACAGCGGACGAGGACUCACGGCGACGGGGGAAGGGCGAGGUGGGCCGGCGGGUGACUGA